Phaethon lepturus (White-tailed tropicbird) is the source of this 1770-nucleotide messenger RNA. RefSeq names its product perilipin 2 (gene PLIN2). The transcript has 8 exons. The coding region runs from base 30 to 1370 and encodes 446 amino acids. The record is from RefSeq and is a predicted model, not a curated record. Lineage: Eukaryota; Metazoa; Chordata; Aves; Phaethontiformes; Phaethontidae. Gene Ontology annotation, biological process: lipid storage; positive regulation of triglyceride storage. Gene Ontology annotation, cellular component: lipid droplet; cytosol.
AGGCUGUGUAAGACUCAACACCUGAAAAAAUGGCAUUGGCAGCAAUUGAUCCACAGCAGAACAUUGUAUCAAGGGUUGUCAACCUUCCCUUGGUGAGCUCCACCUAUGAUAUGGUGUCGACAGCUUACAUCACCACAAAGGAUAACCACCCUUACCUGAAGUCAGUAUGUGAGAUAGCAGAGAAAGGAGUGAAGACAAUUACUUCGGUAGCCAUGACAAGUGCUAUGCCUAUCAUCCAGAAACUGGAACCACAAAUUGUAGUUGCCAACAACUAUGCAUGUAUAGGUCUAGACAAAAUUGAAGAGAGACUGCCUAUACUGAAUCAACCCACUGACAAGGUUGUCGCCAAUGCCAAGGAUGUAGUUGUUGGAGCCAGAGAAGCUGUAACAACCACUGUGACUGGUGCCAAGGAAACUGUUGCUCACACAAUCACUGGCGUUGUGGGCAAGACUAGAGAAGCAAUGCAAGACAGCGUAGAAAUGACCAAAUCAGUUGUCAAUGGCAGCAUUAACACUGUCCUGGGAAGUCGUGUGGUGCAAAUGGUGAGCAGUGGAGUGGACAGUGCUCUCACUAAAUCAGAGACCCUUGUAGACCAGUAUCUCCCACUUACAGAAGCAGAACUAGAGAAAGAAGCUGCAAAAGUUGAAGGUUUUGAAGUUGGAGUUCAAAAGCCAAGCUACUACGUUAGACUAGGAUCCCUGUCUUCAAAGGUCCGCACACGUGCCUACCAGCAAGCCUUAAACAAAGUUAGAGAUGCUAAACAGAAAAGCCAGGAGACAAUUUCUCAGCUCCACCACACUGUUAGUCUGAUCGAGUAUGCCAGAAAGAACAUGAAUAGUGCCAAUCAGAAACUUCUUGAUGCUCAGGAAAAGUUUUAUCAAUCCUGGGUAGAAUGGAAGAAAAAUACAGGCCAAAAUGAUGGUGAUGAACCACAUAGCACUGAGCACAUUGAGUCAAGAACUCUGGCUAUUGCACGGAGCCUCACUCAGCAGCUUCAGACCACCUGCCUCACCCUGGUCUCAAGCCUACAGGGGCUGCCACAGAAUGUGCAGAAUCAGGUUUACAGUGUUGGGUCAAUGGCAGGUGAUGUAUACCAGAGCUUUUGGUCAGCAUCCUCCUUCCAGGAAUUAUCAGACAGCUUUCUUACCACUAGCAAAGGACAGCUGAAGAAAAUGAAGGAGUCUCUGGAUGAUGUGAUGGAUUAUCUUGUUAACAACACGCCACUCAACUGGCUGGUUCCAGAUUUCACUAUUACAGACCUGUCUUCAGAGUCAGAUGAUAUCCCAGACAUUUUGGAUUUGGAUGAAGAUGAUCAACAAGACUUUUCACGCACAAAUGGCCCCUACACUACGGGGCAAAGAGCUGAAUAAAGAGAAGCAUAACAAUGUCUUUUUGAUACAAUGUACUUUUGCCAUGUUUAACUUAUAUUUCUCCUUUUUAAAGAUGAACCUGCCUAGCUUAGUGAUUUUGGGGAUAUUUUUUUUAAUCACUGCUGUUUCACUUAGCUGCAUCAAAAUGCUGUUUUCUUUCCACCUAAGGAAUGCAUGCUGCAUUGAUUCAUUAGCAUGGGUGUUAAGCUCCCAUUCUACAAGCCAGGUGUAUCCAAUUGAUCAAAUCUUUGUCAAUGUUCUGCUGGCAGCAGCCAUAAGAACACUCCAGUGCUUUGCAUAAAGGGCUGCCAACAAAAGGAGUGGAUGAGGAUUUGCCCACAAAGUUUUCCCUUUCAGUCUACAAGAAAAAGCACUUCUGCAUCUACCUCUUUGCUGCUGG